This is a messenger RNA of Bufo gargarizans (Asiatic toad), 1401 nucleotides long. RefSeq lists its product as uncharacterized. NCBI's taxonomy places the organism in Eukaryota, Metazoa, Chordata, Amphibia, Anura, Bufonidae. Bases 1 to 1401 code for a protein of 466 amino acids. The transcript is spliced from 2 exons. The record is from RefSeq and is a predicted model, not a curated record.
AUGUCUGAGGUGGAAGCGCUCCUGGCACAGCUCCGUGCGGCAGCAGAGAGCAGGGGAUCUGGAUGGCUGCAGGCUACCAUUCAAGGUCUGCUCCCGGGGUCUGGGGAGGCUACUGCUUCGGCUCUCCCCUCCAGCCGGCCGCGGAGGACAAGGCCUCCGGCGCGCCUAAGUCCAGAAGUGACCCCGAGGGUCUGGCGCCGGUUAAGGAGCCCCUCUGUGGCCCCUCCAGCACGCGCUGCGGUGAGUACCCGUUCUUCCAGGCAGUCGCGUGCUGGGAGGAAUCCUGUGGUACGGCGGGACCCUAGGAGGGGGGUGCGGGACCUCCCCCUCUCCUCUGAUGCAGGCAGCGUGGGAUCCGGAGCUGGUUCGGCAGGGGGAUCGGGCCCUGGUCUCUCUGCCCGGCGUGUGACAGGAAGGCAGGCUGCAUCUGCUGGUCGGCGGGGUCCUGUGUGUGGCCCUGAGCUUGUUUACUCACCGGAGCAGCGCAGCGCUGGCUUCAGGUCGACUCUGGAGGAUGAAGGAAGGGCGACAUCUGGUGGCAGAGCUGCAGAUCUGCAGGCUCUUGGAGCUCCAAGCGGGACGAGGGUGACAUCUGGUGGCGAGGCUGAGGUACUGCAGGCCUUGGGAUCUACAAGUGCUGUGAGGGAGACAUCUAGUGGCGCAGCUGCAGGUUUGCAGGCUGCAGGGUCUACAGAUUCCAGAGAUGUUACAGAACAGAUGCAGGCGUCUGGACGGGAGUUCGUCGCCAGUCAAGUUUCGAUACCUCACGUUCCGGCUGGUGGAGUCACAGCGUCCGCGCAGCCAGGUGUUCCACCGUGCUUGGUUUGGAUUAUGGGGCACUCCUACGUGUUCUGGGGAGCGUUGCGAGCGGCAGUCAGGCCGGACGGGCGGCAGUUGUCGAUUUCGAGAGAGGUGGCGGUAAUUCGUUGGAUUGGGAUGCGUGGGAUGCUGUGGAGUCGGGUUCUUCCUGAGUUUUACAGAUUUGCACGGUUGGAUAGGCCUCCUAAUGUUUUGGUGUUGCAUGUCGGGGGGAAUGAUUUGGGGGCGCGCCCCUUCAGGGAGUUAGCGAGGGACAUUAAGUUUGACUUGCUACGUUUGUGGGCGCAAUAUCCGCGACUGGUGACGGUUUGGUCGGAUAUGGUGCCGCGCCAGCAUUGGAGGGAGGCGAGGUCUGUGGAGCGGCUGAAUAAGGCGCGAAUCAAGGUUAACAGGGCAGUUGGUAGGUUUGUGGCACGUAACGGUGGCAUUGUUGUUCGGCAUAGGGAGCUGGAGCCCGGUGUGGGGGCGUUUUGGAGGAGCGAUGGGGUGCACUUGAAUGGGGUGGGGAUUGAUCUCUGGUGUUCCGAUUUGCAGGACGGCAUUGAAUUAGCGCUGCGGGUGUGGCGGGACACAAGUAGGUGA